CUCUCUCUCUCUCUUAUCAUCAGCAUCAGCAUCAGCAUGAGCUUCUUGAGCAUGGUGGAGGCGAGACUGCCGCCGGGGUUCAGGUUCCACCCACGGGACGAGGAGCUGGUUUGUGACUACCUCAUGAAGAAGGUCAGCGGCGACGGUAGCCUGUGUGGUUGUCCGGCCAUGAUCGACGUUGACCUCAACAAGUGCGAGCCAUGGCACCUUCCCGAGGUGGCAUGUGUGGGCGGCAAGGAGUGGUACUUCUUCAGCCUCCCGGACAGGAAGUACGCCACCGGGCGGCGGACGAACCGAGCCACGGAAUCAGGCUACUGGAAGGCGACGGGGAAAGACCGGCAGGUGAGCCGACGAGGAGUGCUCGUUGGCAUGAGAAAGACGCUGGUGUUCUACCGAGGACGGGCUCCCAGGGGAAGGAAGACCGAGUGGGUCAUCCAUGAGUUCCGCAUGGCAGCAUCUGGCGAUCCACACGAGUUCUCUCUCAAGGAAGAUUGGGUCUUGUGUAGAGCAUUCCACAAGAGCAGGGGAGUCACCUCCGACCCAGUAGCCACGGAGGCCGGCGACGACGACACACCCUCUUCCUCCCUCCCUCCUCUCAUGGACAACCACAGCACCUUCCAACAAGCCCUGCCGAGCUCAGAAGGUUAUCAGCAAGUGUCCUGCUUCUCCAACCUCAGCCCACACACAGCACCACAAGCAACUAGUGCACCUCCUCCUAUCUCCAUGGUGGAAAGAAGCCUCCAAACCAUAAGCUCACCUCGUAUGGGAGGAUUACUUGACAUGGGCUAUUCUGAUAAGGUCAUACUCUCUGCGUUGAACCACCGCACCAAGUCUGAGGGCGAUCCAUGGAGGGAGGUCCCUCCAAGCAUAGCUUCAAGAAUCUUAGGUAGCUACAUCAGUGGGAAUGGCUCGCCAUAUAUGUGGAACCCUUUUUAGUCAGGUUAUGGAAAUGUUGUUGUUCAUGCACACACAUAAACUCCAUGGCUUAUAGUUCUUAUCAUUGGACAGUGCUAUUCCUCGUGCAGUGGGAAGAAGACGUAUAUUAUGUUCGAGUUUGGCACAUGCUUCUUGCGAGUGAACUCUAGUUCAGCAAUGGUUAAGAUCCAAGAAGAGGAUCCAACAUUAGUUUUCA
Molecule: messenger RNA, 1132 nt
Organism: Musa acuminata subsp. malaccensis (wild Malaysian banana)
Lineage: Eukaryota; Viridiplantae; Streptophyta; Magnoliopsida; Zingiberales; Musaceae
Product: NAC domain-containing protein 21/22
Biological process (GO): regulation of DNA-templated transcription
Molecular function (GO): DNA binding
Source: RefSeq, a predicted model, not a curated record